AGUUCCAAUGAAAUUCCGCAACAUGGCGCAUGAUCAUACCUCGACUCGAUCAUACAUUCCUGGUCAGGCUUUACAACACCUAGUCUAUUACUAUUUGUCCAAGACGAGCCGCGAAUGUAAAGCGGUUUCAAUGUACUAUACCUAAAUGGUUUCAAUGCGCCUGUGAACAAUUUUAGAACAUCCAUUAGCUAUCAGCAUUGAUAUUGACAGAUUUGACAGUUAAGUUAGUGCCCGAUAUCAACAAUCAUAAUUCAUAUGAGAUUGUGUCGAGUUAUAGUUAAUUAUUCUUUAAUUAACUGACAGAUAGGUACCACGUCCUCAUGCUUGUAAACAUCUGAGCUUUAGUAAAACCGGAUUUGAGAUUAAAUAUGAUAAAAAUGAUGAACUAAUUUUGAUAUACCCUCAACUAUUCGGUGGAAAAAAUUGAACUACGGACAUUUAAUUACUGUCGGAGAAUUCGUACAUAUCGUAAAAUUAAAUAAUAAGAUUUGGAAUCAUGCAUCCUGCCUCAGAAGACACACAAUCCGAACAGUCCACCUGUGUAGUACAAACAAUAGAGGGGCCUAUACGCGGUUAUAUUGAAAGAAAUGAUGAGGGAACUUACUACAAGUUCAAGAGCAUACCUUUUGCUAAGCCUCCUAUUGGCCCAUUAAGAUUUAUGCCACCUCUACCCAUUGCUCCAUGGGCUGAAGAACUAGACUGCACCAUGAAUUCACCUAUGCCGUUAUGUGUUAGCCGGGAACGAAAAAUUAUUGGUACAGAGGACUGUCUAUAUCUCGAGGUCAUCAGUCCCAACAUCAAACCUAACAAGCCCAUGCCUGUUAUGUUUUUCAUGCCUAGUUAUGGAUUUGGAUUUCGUCUAGAAGAGAUUUAUGAUGCAUCUUUAAUAGCCAAUCAGGAUGUUGUCUAUGUGAUUUGCAAUGGAAGGUUGGGGCCAUUUGGCUUCUUGUCUAUUAAUGACAUAUCUGCACCGGGUAACAAUGGACUGAAAGACUUAGUAUUAGGUUUGAAAUGGGUUCAGAGAAAUAUACAUACCUUUGGGGGAGAUCCAAAGAAUGUCACUAUAUUUGGUUCAAGUUCAGGUGGCUCUAUGGUGCAUUUUAUGAUGCUUUCACCAAUGGCUACUGGGUUAUUCCACAAAGCUAUUAUUCAAAGCGCCACCGCAUUAAAUAAUUGGUCUAUAGAUAGGAACCCAACCGCUGUAGUAACUGAACUGGCCAUGAAGUUGGGCAUACAAACAUGCUGCAUGGUUACAACCAUAGAAAAAAUAAAAAAUUGCUCAAAAGAUGAUAUCACAUCUGCUUGGUUGAACAUGUUCCAAGAACAAAUAGCGCGAUUUGGUAAUUUAGUGGAUUCAGUCUUUAAGCCCUGCAUUGAACAAGAGUUUGAGGGCCAACCCGCAUUUCUUACAAGAAGCCCAACAUUAAUUGUUAAAUCUGGAAAUUUCAAUAAAGUGCCAUUUAUAAUUGGAAGCAAUAAUAAAGAAGGCGAGUUGGUACGUUUUAUUGGUAUCAAUUAUUAUGACUACAAAAAGAUAAAUGAAAAUGUGAGACUUAUGGUUCCAAAACCAAUAGCAGUAGAAGACAACUUGGACCAGGUGAUAGGGCAAAAGAUUUUGAAGUUUUAUUCAGGUGGUGAAGAUUUAAUGAAUGAGGAUAGUAAAGACCAGUAUAUACAACUUAUCAGUGACUUCUUUUUUAUAUACCAUGUAACCAAAACUGUCCAGCUGCACACAACCGUUGCGCCAGAAUGUCCAAUAUACUAUUAUAUCUUAACCCAUGCAGGGGAAUGGAAAUUGCCAAAGGAUUUGGAACUAUUUAACUGUGCUGGACAUCAUGCAGAGAUACCUUUUAUAUUCCGUAUUGCAAUCCCGGGAUCGCCACCGUGCAAGGGCAGUCGCGACUCUGUUACAACUAGAAGCAGAGUUAUCAAAAUGUGGACAAACUUUGCCAAAUAUGGAAACCCAACACCCGACGAAAAUGAUCCGCUUCUACAGAUUAAAUGGGACCCAGUCGAAAAUGCUAAUAAGUUGAAUUAUUUAAAUAUCGGAUCUGAACUUACCAAAGGAAGGAAUCCGUUCAGGGAGAGAAUGGCGUUCUGGGACGAUCUGCUCCACCAACAUAAGUUCCUGAAAAUACUGAGUUUUUUCCAGGAUUUUGGAAUGGCUUGCUGAUAUGAAUAUACAGUAACACCCGCUUAGAAAAUUCUCACCAUGAAUAAAUGUAUGACAAAAACGUGACCGUACAA
Molecule: messenger RNA, 2247 nt
Organism: Cydia pomonella (codling moth)
Lineage: Eukaryota; Metazoa; Arthropoda; Insecta; Lepidoptera; Tortricidae
Product: juvenile hormone esterase-like
Exons: 4
Coding region: 497-2173 (558 amino acids)
Source: RefSeq, a predicted model, not a curated record